GGAGAAAAUUCCGCCGCGAUGGAAUCCCGCGUAUGCUAAUAGCUAAGUAAUUUUGUUUUAAACAACAGUGUAAGAAAAUUAUAAUUAAUAGUUUUGAAUCGACAGAUAUACAAAGAGGGUUGACUCAUGUCGGGCAGGGACAGCGACGUUGUGUGGGUUGAGACAACCGAGGAGGUUGUCGAAAUAAAAGGGCCCCUCUCUCUAAAGAAAAUCAUCCCAACAGAUCCUAUAGUAGUGGUGUCAGAUUUAGAGCCACCAGAAGCAUCGAUCCAGAAGCUGCUGAACACUGUGGGGCAGGAACAAACUCCAGAUGGUUAUAAUUGCUUCUGUUGCGAGGAGUGUCUAAUCCUCUUCCAGGAACAGAGUGAUCCUGAUGACCUCAAUAGUCCAUCUUUUAUUCUUGACUUUCCAACAAGCUUGGGCGUCCCUCAGCGAGCUCUCCUCACCUUACCUUUUGGCCUGAUGAUCGGUAGAUCUAGUAUUCCUAGCGCAGGAGUGGGGGUUAUAAAUCACGGACCAGUGGUGUCUCCAGGAAUGCAUUUUGGACCUUAUGAGGGGGAAGUGACAUCAAGGGAAAAUGCCUUGGCAAGCGAUUUUUCCUGGGAGAUUUACCAAGGAGAAGACCAGUAUGAGUAUAUUGAUGCUGCCAUGGAUUCUUCCUCAAACUGGAUGAAGUACGUUAACUUUGCUCGUAAUGUUGAGGAAGCGAACCUGCUGGCAGUUCAGUGCAAAGGCAGCAUUCUUUUUCACUGCUGCCGCUCGGUAAACGAUGGAGAUGAGCUCACCGUGUGGCCUAGCAGCAAAAUGUACACCCAGUUCAGUAAAGUUUGGGCUCAGCUGUUGGUUUUGAAGUUGAAUAAAUCAGAGAGGACUCCAUUUGUGCCGAACCCGGUGUACCUGUGCUCCAGCUGCCAGCUCACAUUCACCACAGAGGACUUCCUCCUGAGACAUACAAAAUACUUCCACACGCUGCCUCAAGUCUUUGAAGCUGAUGAUGAAGAGCACGCUCCUGAUGCCGACUCAAACGACUGUCCAGCCUCUGCGGUGGUGGAAUCAACGGAUCCUGCUAAAUCCAAUGCAUGUGAUGAUUGCGGCAAGGUUUUCAAGCAAACGCCUCACCUCAGGAGGCACAAGCUGGUUGUCCACUCCAACAAGCGGCCUUACUGUUGCUCGCACUGCAGGCGGAGUUUUAGCCAGGCCUCUGGCUUAAUUAGACACCAGCUUGUUCACAGGAAGCAGGCUGUCAAAAAGGCCCCGAAACGGAAGAAAAUCCUCGCCGAGGCAGAGAGAGCAGAAGAUUUAGAGUCUGCUGAAGCAGUGGAAUCUAUAAAGGAAAUUAAUGGAAGUGAAAAUCCCCUCGACGUUGUUGCUGCAAAUACUUCAGCCUCCGAGGCUGAAGUAUUUCAGCUCAUUUGUUCGCUUUGUGGGAAGAGCUUCACAAAGGAGGCGUCCUUAAAAAAGCACAAAGCAAUCGCCCACGGGAGUCUACGUCCGUAUGCCUGUUCCAUGUGCCAGAAAUGCUUUCGCCAAAGCUACGACCUGAAACGGCAUCUAAAGAACCAUCAGAAGAAAAACAAAUGUAGGGAGGAAGUAAACGUGGAUCCAGAGGAUGCCGCCACGUUACCGUUUAGCUGCGCUGAAUGCUCCGUGUCCUUCACUUCAGUGGACGACCUUCAGGAGCACAUAAACGAGCUGCACUCGGACGACGCCUCGGCCGAAGCUCAAGAUGGAACCACAGACUCGGUCCAAACCGUUCCCUCAGACAGACCUCGGCGUGCCAAAGCGGUGUUGAACGUUUCUGCCCUGACCAAGCUCGUGGCAUCGAAACGCAGAGCAGCCAGUCCGGCUGAGAGGAGCUCUGAACUGGGCACAAAGUUGGUCAAAUUUAAGUGGUUUAGCUGCAACCACUGCAAACAGACGUACGGAAACCCAGAAGAUCUCAAAGCGCACAACUGCACUUUGACCACGUUUAACUGUGAACAGUGCGGGGCGACCUUUCAGAAGUUAGAGCUGCUGCAAAGACACGAACAGGUGAAGCAUUUGAAGUUGAAACUGUACAGCUGCGACCGCUGCGAGAAAAGCUUCACCACGGCCAGAAGGCUAACGCUGCAUCAGAAAGGCAACUCCUGCAUGAAGUAUCGCUGCACGUCGGAGCUUUUCGCCUGCUCCUUCUGUCAGUAUUCCUUCACCAUGAAGAGUUACCUCAUGAAGCACAUCAAGAGGCACCACCCUAUGAAGUUUCUGUCCACCGGUGAUUACGACAGCCAGACGGACCAGCAGGUGGAGUACGAGCGAGAACACGUAUGUCUGCGUUGUGGCGUUGCGUAUAAAACCUUGAAUGGACUGAAAUGCCACGAGUGUGCCGACUCUCUGAAGGUGCUGUAUUUGUGCACCGACUGCGGGAAGAGUUUCACAAAUAAAUACCGCCUGAAGCUGCAUCAGCGCGUCCACACGGGCGAGAAGCCGUACACCUGCCCCGACUGCGGGAAGAGCUUCUCCUUCAAAGGCCAGCUGAGCGUGCACCUCAGGACUCACACGGGGGAGAGGCCCUACCUGUGCACCCACUGCGGCGAGAGCUUCCGCCAGUCAGGAGACCUGAAGAGACACGAGAGGAAGCACACGGGCGUGAGGCCGCACAGCUGCCCCGAGUGCGGCAAGUGCUUCAGCCGCCCGCAGAGCCUCAAAGCGCACCAGAUGCUGCACCUGGGGCAGAGGAUGUUCAAGUGCACGCACUGUGGAAAGAGCUUUUCCAGAAACUAUCAUCUCAGGAGACACCUUCAGAAGGUGCACACGUAGACUCAUCCCUUUAUCAGGACUUUGUGAAUACUCUAAAAUAUCUCAGAAUUGUUUUAAAGGAGUAUAAUGAAUUACUUGUUUUCGCAAAAUCUUUUGUAGAUCAUUUAGGCGUCUUUGAUUCU
Molecule: messenger RNA, 2918 nt
Organism: Nematolebias whitei (Rio pearlfish)
Lineage: Eukaryota; Metazoa; Chordata; Actinopteri; Cyprinodontiformes; Rivulidae
Gene: prdm9
Product: PR domain containing 9
Exons: 7
Coding region: 127-2796 (889 amino acids)
Biological process (GO): regulation of transcription by RNA polymerase II; cell fate commitment
Cellular component (GO): nucleus; cytoplasm
Molecular function (GO): DNA-binding transcription factor activity; RNA polymerase II cis-regulatory region sequence-specific DNA binding; histone deacetylase binding
Source: RefSeq, a predicted model, not a curated record